GCAGACGGAAGUGUUGUGUGUUGUUGCCGGAAGUGGCGAGGGAAAGUUUGUGAUGGCGGCUACAGUUUUAGCCGAAAAGGUGCCGGUGGACAGCGCGGAGGAGGGGGAGCAGCCCCUGGCGACGGCGGCGGAGCUGGCCGCGCAGAAGCGCGAACAGAGGCUUCGCAAAUUCCGGGAGCUGCACCUGAAGCGGAAUGAGGCUCGCAAAUUGAAUCACCAAGAAGUUGUUGAAGAAGAUAAAAGACUCAAGUUACCUGCUAACUGGGAAGCCAGAAAGGCCCGUCUGGAAUGGGAACUGCAGGAAGAAGAAAAGAAGAAGGAAUGUGCCGCAAGAGGGGAAGACUAUGAGAAAGUGAAGCUGCUGGAGAUCAGUGCGGAAGACGCGGAAAGAUGGGAGAGGAAAAAGAAGAGGAAAAACCCUGACCUGGGAUUCUCAGAUUAUGCUGCUGCCCAGUUACGUCAAUAUCAUCGGCUGACCAAACAGAUCAAACCUGACAUGGAAUCGUAUGAGAGACUGAGAGAAAAACAUGGAGAAGAGUUUUUCCCAACAUCCAACAGUCUUCUUCACGGAACACACGUGCCUUCCACAGAGGAGGUUGAUAGGAUGGUCACAGAUCUGGAAAAGCAAAUCGAAAAACGAGACAAAUACAGCCGGAGACGUCCUUAUAAUGAUGAUGCAGACAUCGACUACAUUAAUGAAAGGAAUGCUAAAUUCAACAAGAAAGCAGAAAGAUUCUAUGGGAAAUAUACGGCUGAAAUUAAACAGAAUUUGGAAAGAGGAACAGCGGUCUAAUCCCUUCAGGAACUGUUAGGAACUUUUUAAAAGUUUGACAAUGCUGGCAAAUUGAAGUUCUCUUCAAAGUUUUAUCAGGAAACCAGCAGUCAUUCUACGAUGCCUUCCUCAUCAGCAUUUGGAAAUAAAUGUUUUUCUUAAACA
This is a messenger RNA of Puma concolor (puma), 937 nucleotides long. RefSeq names its product SYF2 pre-mRNA splicing factor (gene SYF2). The record is from RefSeq and is a predicted model, not a curated record. Lineage: Eukaryota; Metazoa; Chordata; Mammalia; Carnivora; Felidae. Gene Ontology annotation, cellular component: post-mRNA release spliceosomal complex; Prp19 complex; catalytic step 2 spliceosome.